AAGAUUUGUUCUUACGUGUCGGCCCCGGUCAGUGGUCUGUGGUCUCCCAGGAGAACUGUCGAACGUGAGCCUCGCCGAGUCACAGGUCGCCGUCGCGCGUGAACACCACCGCCAGGCUCGGCGCCUCGGCGGGCAACACGCCAGGCAAACAGCAGCGUAGAGCUGGGCAGACGGCAGAGUCCCGAGUCGAGCAGUUGGUUUUUGUUUGGUGGUGCGCCAUUACUAAUUUACUGCCGCCCGCCCAGCACAACACUUUCCCAGGGAGCGUUUAAUUGCCUCCGCCUGCCUCGCUCUCGCUUCCUUCGGAUGCCGCUCUGCCUCUGCCGCGCCCGCCAGCUGCACUGACCGGCAGGCCGAGCGACCGAGUCACGCAGUUCAGCAACGCGCGCGCCACGGCCCGCGACGCGAUGAGCGAGAGGAGGAGGCGGGCGAGCGCUGCUUCCCUCGGGGGUGGAGGUGGCGGCGGCGUUGGUGGUGUUGCGCCUGCGCGGGCCGAGGAGGACAAGGUCGCGGCGCCGGGUAAAGCGCCUCCGCCGACGGUGUGGUUCGCGUUCAAGCGGUCGCUGCACUGCCGCUCCGAGCCGUCGGAGGUCCACGUGCCGCGUGCCAAGGCCGGUCCCGUCGCGGGCGGGGGCGCCGGCGCGGCUGUCGGCGGCGGCCACCUGUCGUCGAUCGUCACCAAGCGCGCCGCGCGGUCGGGGUGCUCGCGCUCCAUCGCCAACCUCCGGGACGUCAUCCACGGGAGCAAGCGCCACCCGGGGCAGCCGCCCAGCUGCAGCCCGCGGUCCAUCGGCAGCAGCGAGUUCCUCAACCCCAUUGCACACGAGGUCGUGCUCAGCACCAACUCCCGCUGCGAGCUCAAGAUCACCGGCUUCGGCGGCUGCGGGGGGCUGGCGGCCGUCGGGGUGGGGACCGGCGCCGCGAACGACGCCGACGGCGGGGGCGACGGCGGCGUCGUGUCGUCGUUCGUCGGCACGCUCCGCCCUGGCACGCCGGGCCCAGCGUGGGCCGGACACGGACUGCCGUACAGCGGCUCCGUGCGGGGCAGCGUGCGCUGCACGCCGCCGAGGUCGCCGAACGUGAUGCUCGAGAGGAAUGGCUCAGUGGUGAACGGCCACCGCGCGUCAUGCGACGAAACCGCUAAAAACGGCGCCAGCAAGGGCUCCGGUGGGCUCAGCUGCCACAAGUGCGGCGAGCAGUUCAGCAAGUGGGAGGCGCUGGAGGCGCACCACCUCUCCAAACACGCAGUGACGGAGCUGGUGGAAGGGGACUCGUCGCGGAAGAUCGUGGAGAUCAUCUGCCGGACGAGCCUGCUCAAGUCGGAGAGCAGCUGCGUCCGGAUCGAGCGCGUGUUCAAGGUGCACAACACGCAGCGGACGCUGUCCCGCUUCGAGGAGUACCGCGAGGCCGUGAAGCUCAAGGCGAGCAAGCUAGCCAAGAAGCACCCGCGCUGCCUCGCCGACGGCAACGAGCUGCUGCGCUUCCACGGCGCCACGCUCUCGUGCGCGCUCGGCGGCGGCUCCGGCUCUUCCAGCCUCUGCGCCUCCGACAAGUGCGCCGUGUGCCGCAUCAUCCGGCACGGCUUCUCCGCCAGGAAGGAGGGCAAGGGCGGCGUGGGCGUGUUCACCACGUCCACCAGCGGCCGCGCGUUCGAGUCCAUCGUUGAGGCGCCCCCCGCCAUCGGCGUCGGCGACGACGACGGAGCGGGCCAGCUGGGCCUGGGCACCGCGCGCAGGGCGCUGCUGGUGUGCAGGGUCAUCGCCGGCCGCGUGCACAAGCCGCUGGACAACCUCAAGGAGUUCGUGGGGCAGACGGGCUUCGAUUCGCUCGCCGGCAAGGUCGGACCCUACUCCAACAUCGAGGAGCUGUACCUGCUGAACCCGAGGGCGCUGCUCCCGUGCUUCGUCGUCAUCUGUAGACCGUAGCCUACUACUAGCUAAACACACCGUCUCAUUCUUCUCUCUUCCCACUUUUCUCUUUCGAUUGCUACUCUAGUGUACGUAGUUAACACGGACACGGCAUAGCUAUCGCCUAUCGGUUGGAAGGUCGGAUGGAUUUGUCCAUGUUUCCGUGCAGGUGCGUGCGUGCCUUCAUGAGCUCGUGGUUCGGUUGCCUGGUUCACCGUCGUCUUCGACCAGCUGAGCAGACGACAUCGAACCAGAACCAAUCAACACUCGUAGGUAGCACAAAGAGUAGCUCAUCAUCACUCGUAGAGUCGUUUCUCAUGAACAGACUAGGUUCAAGCAUGGUGUUUAAACUCUGCCACGAAGUUACCAAUCGGGCAACCACUGGUCUCUUGAAUGC
Zea mays is the source of this 2304-nucleotide messenger RNA. The record is from RefSeq and is a predicted model, not a curated record. NCBI's taxonomy places the organism in Eukaryota, Viridiplantae, Streptophyta, Magnoliopsida, Poales, Poaceae.